GCGCCCUUCGGCGGGUCGCCAAGCAGCAGGCCGCGGGCGGCGGGCUCGCGCGGCGGCAGCCCCGCGGACGAGGUGCGCGCUGUCACGGCCGAGCUGGAGGCCGAGCGGGCCGGCCGCUCGUCCGAGGGCGCCCUGGCGGUGCGGGGGGAGCUGGGCCGCGAGGGGGCGGCGCUGGAGCUGCUCGAGCAGCUCGAGCGGCAGCGUCGCGCGCACGCGCUCGAGCUCGGCGCCGAGCGCCUGGAAAGGGAGCGGCAGGUCGGCGCGCUCGAGGAGGCCCUGGAGUCGGAGCGCCUCGAGCGGUGGGAGUCCUCCCGCGACCUGGAGCGGUCUCGGGACUCCGAGCGCGAGGCCCGGUGCAGGGACCAGUUCCUGGCCGAGCUCGCCGUGGAGCUCAUCUCC
Prorocentrum cordatum is the source of this 399-nucleotide messenger RNA. The record is from the annotation of a GenBank genome assembly. NCBI's taxonomy places the organism in Eukaryota, Dinophyceae, Prorocentrales, Prorocentraceae.